Molecule: messenger RNA, 2405 nt
Organism: Panthera uncia (snow leopard)
Lineage: Eukaryota; Metazoa; Chordata; Mammalia; Carnivora; Felidae
Gene: FBXW8
Product: F-box and WD repeat domain containing 8
Exons: 11
Coding region: 82-1875 (597 amino acids)
Biological process (GO): protein ubiquitination; cilium assembly
Cellular component (GO): ciliary basal body; Cul7-RING ubiquitin ligase complex; centriole
Molecular function (GO): protein binding
Source: RefSeq, a predicted model, not a curated record
GCGGACACUUCCCGCGGAGGGACUGUCCCGUGGCAGCCGGCGGGCCGAGAGCGACGCGGAGGGCGGGGAGCGGCGGCGGCGAUGGACGACCACAGCCUGGACGAGUUCCGCCGGCGCUGGCAGGAGGAGCUGGCGCAGGCCCAGGCGCUCAGGAAGCGGCGGCGGCCCGAGACUGCAGAGCGGCGGCCGCGGCGGCCCGAAGUGGCUCUGGGGCGCGGCGAGCAGGCCUCGGGGUACCUGGCGCUGGCCCAGGGCCUCCUGGAGGGCGCGGGGCGGCCCCCGGCUCCGCGGGCGACCCGGGCCGAGAGGCAGGACGCGGCGAGCCGCUCCCGCUCCCCUCCGGCCCGCGAGGCCGCGGGGGGCGGGGAGCAGCUGGUGGACCAGCUCAUCCGAGACCUGAAUGAAAUGGAUGACGUGCCCUUCUUUGACAUCCAGCUGCCUUACGAACUGGCAAUCAACAUAUUUCAGUAUCUGGACAGGAAAGACCUGGGAAGGUGCGCACAGGUGAGCAAGACGUGGAAGGUGAUUGCCGAAGACGAAGUGCUUUGGUACCGGCUGUGCCGGCAGGAAGGGCACCUUCCCGAGAGCAGCAUCUCUGAUUACUCGUGCUGGAAGCUCAUCUUCCAAGAGUGCCGAGCCAAGGAACACGUGUUAAGAACCAACUGGAAGAAUCGCAAAGGCGCCGUGAGCGAACUGGAGCACGUUCCCGAUGCGGUUUUGUGUGACGUGCAUUCCCAUGACGGCGUUGUCAUUGCCGGAUAUACAUCAGGGGACGUAAGGGUGUGGGACACCCGCACCUGGGACUACACAGCCCCUUUCCUGGACUCAGAGUAUGAGGAGGACGAGCCUGGAAUGCAGCCAUAUGUCUCCUUUGUGAGGAUAAACAGCUCGCUGGCGGUAGCGGCUUAUGAGGAUGGGUUUCUUAAUAUCUGGGAUCUAAGGACCGGAAAGUAUCCCAUCCAUCGUUUUGAGCAUGACGCAAGAAUACAGGCACUAGCCCUCAGCCAGGAAGAUGCAACGGUUGCCACAGCUUCCGCUUUUGAUGUUGUAAUGUUGCGCCCCAACGACGAGGGCUACUGGCAAAUCGCGGCAGAGUUCGAAGUUCAGAAACUGGUUGACUACCUUGAAAUCGUUCCAGAUACCGGAAGGUAUCCUGUGGCAGUGGCCACAGCUGGAGAUCUGGUAUACCUGCUGAAAGCUGAAGACUCUGCCAGAACCCUCCAUUACGUCUAUGGCCAGCCGGUCACAUGUCUGGAUGUCUCAGCCAACCAGGCUGCUUUUGGUGUGAAGAGUCUGGGAUGGGUAUACGAAGGAAACAAGAUCCUGGUGUACAGCCUGGAGGCAGAGCGCUGCCUCUCGAAGCUGGGUAACGCGCUCGGGGAUUUCACUUGCGUCAACCUCAGAGACAGCCCCCCCAACCUCAUGGUCAGUGGCAACAUGGACAGGAGGGUGAGGAUCCACGACUUCCGCACUGACAAAAUCGCCCUGUCGCUCUCUGCCCACCAGCUGGGCGUCUCUGCAGUGCAGAUGGACGACUGGAAAAUCGUCAGUGGAGGCGAAGAAGGCCUGGUCUCGGUGUGGGAUUAUCGGAUGAACCAGAAGCUGUGGGAGGUGCAUUCCAGGCACCCCGUCCGCCACCUGUCCUUCAACAGCCACAGCCUCAUCACGGCCAACGUGCCCUACGAGAGGGUGGUGCGCAACACUGACCUGGACUUCACGGCCCACAGGAGGCACCGUGGGCUGAUCCACGCCUACGAGUUCGCGGUGGACCGGCUGGCCUUGCAGAGCACGCUGCCCGUCUGCCGUUCGUCCGCGGACCCCACGGCCGGCCACGGCUAUGCCCUCGCGCUCGCCUUCCCCCAGGACCGGAGUUAGGCGCGAGCCUCCCUGCGGCGCGGGGAGAAGAGCGGGAAGAACCACGCCUGCCGGAUUUGGAAACUCCCGGGGGGAAGAACACGACCCCCGGGUGCACUCGUCUGACCCCACACAUGCCUCAGCUGCCUUUGCCUUCCUCCGCUGCCUGUUCCUUUUUCUGUAGCUGCCUGUGGAAAGCGGGAGCCUGUCGCGGCUUGUCUCGUCUGUUUUCUGGGUGCUCUGGUCCUCCUCCGGGGCUUUCUCACUCACGCUGCACCUCCCCCGCCCUGGCCCCAUCCGGGGCCCUCUGUCCGGAUACCGUGGUCCAGGGCCCUGCUCACCUGCUGCCGCCAUCGUUCUGGUCUUCAAGCCCUUUCUCCAGGGGGAGGGGAGGUGCCUGAGCUGACACGGCCCCACCUCCCCUGGACCCGAGAGCACAUACUCACUCGGGCUGGUCCGUGAUGCCACCACCCUGCGUAGACUUGGGAUCACAGGCCUGUUUCCUCCUAGUUCUUAACCAUGAUUCAUAAUUAUAUAUUUAUACAAUUGCA